CGUUUGUGGAUGCACAACUCUCGUGUGAUGCCGGCAGCCAGACAGCCAGUGAAGUCGCAGGGACAUUAGCAUCAGAAGCAGUGACACCGAUCGACAGACAGACAGACACAGAGAGAGAGAUCCAGGAAAGCAGCAAGCAAUAUAUUUCACGGAUCGCGAGCAGCAGCCGAAUAAAGACGGGGCGGUGGGAUCCGAGUCUGACGCGCUCUGCCAAUGCUGCUGUCUCUGCUCCUGCUCGGCAUCUUGUGCUAGGCGCGCCGUUGCUAGCGGAGUUUACAACUAGAUUUAAUCUGUGUUCUGUUCUGUUGUGUUUUGUCUCUCGGCGGUGCCUGCUGCUUCUCAGGCGGUGAGGGUGGUCAAAGAAUUGCAGAAAAUGGACUAUGACUUCAAAGUAAGGCUGACGAGUGAGAGGGAGAGAGUGGAGGACCUGUUUGAAUACGAGGGCUGCAAAGUUGGAAGAGGCACGUAUGGUCAUGUCUACAAAGCCAAGAGGAAAGACGGGAAAGAUGAUAAAGACUACGCUUUAAAACAAAUAGAGGGUACUGGAAUAUCAAUGUCUGCUUGCAGGGAGAUAGCGCUGUUACGAGAGCUCAAGCACCCGAAUGUGAUCUCUCUGCAGAAGGUGUUUCUGUCCCACGCUGACAGGAAAGUGUGGCUUCUCUUUGACUACGCAGAGCACGACCUCUGGCACAUCAUCAAAUUUCACAGAGCUUCAAAAGCAAACAAGAAGCCAGUUCAGUUGCCUCGAGGGAUGGUGAAGUCGCUGCUGUACCAGAUCCUAGAUGGCAUUCACUACCUCCAUGCUAACUGGGUAUUGCACAGAGAUCUGAAACCUGCUAACAUUUUAGUAAUGGGUGAAGGUCCAGAGAGAGGACGAGUCAAAAUAGCUGAUAUGGGCUUUGCUCGGUUGUUUAAUUCACCGUUGAAGCCUCUAGCGGAUUUGGACCCUGUUGUAGUAACAUUCUGGUACCGGGCUCCAGAACUGCUGCUUGGAGCCAGGCAUUAUACCAAAGCAAUUGAUAUUUGGGCUAUAGGUUGCAUAUUUGCGGAGCUGCUGACGUCAGAGCCAAUAUUUCACUGUCGACAAGAGGACAUCAAGACUAGUAACCCCUAUCACCAUGACCAGCUGGACAGGAUAUUCAAUGUCAUGGGCUUUCCUCCAGAGAAAGACUGGGAAGACAUUAAGAAGAUGCCUGAACAUUCAACACUGAUGAAAGACUUUCGAAGAAACACGUAUACAAACUGCAGCCUUAUAAAGUAUAUGGAAAAACACAAGGUGAAACCCGACAGCAAAGCAUUCCAUUUGCUCCAGAAGCUGCUCACGAUGGAUCCAAUCAAGAGAAUGACCUCGGAGCAGGCUCUGCAGGACCUGUACUUCUUAGAGGAUCCGCUCCCCACUUCAGAUGUUUUUGCUGGUUGUCAGAUUCCUUAUCCCAAACGGGAAUUCCUAACAGAAGAGGAACCAGAGGACAAGGGAGACAAAAAGAACCAACAGCAACAGCAGGGUAACAACCACACUAACGGAGCUGGCCACACAGGCAACCAAGACAACAGCCACGCACAAGGACCCCCCCUGAAGAAAGUCAGAGUGGUUCCUCCCACCAAUACCUCAAGUGGACUCAUCAUGACCUCAGACUACCAGCGCUCCAAUCCACACGCUGCCUAUCAGAACCCUGGACCAAGCGCAUCGCUACCCCAGAGCAGCAUGGGAUACUCCUCUACCUCCCAGCAGCCUCCACAGUACUCCCACCAGACACUCCGGUACUGAGCGGUGUUCCAGUGCGCAGCGAUCGCUGGGGUAGCAGGACUGAACACGAAGCUGCCAGACUGGAGGAGAAUGUACUGUACAAGCACACCCCCGCGGCCUGCGCCUGCAUCCCCCCCCCCCCCCCCCCCCCCCGCGCGCUCUUCAUUCACUGUCACCGGGGGGGGGGCUUCGGGUUACACUUGAAAACUAUCAGUCCAAUGCAUAUUAAAAGAAAUGGUAAUUUAAAAAAAAAAAAAGGAAAGCAAGCACUAGCACAGUCUGUGUCGUUGAUAUGCUGCUGCUUCAUGGUUUACUUGCCCUCGUGCAUCACACCAACUUUACUGUCACAUUCCAGCAGCUUUAAAAAAAAAAAAAAAGCUGUGAAUGUGUACUACAACAAAAAGGGUUUGAUUUUAUUUUAUUGUCAAUAAAAAAAAUAAAAAAAAAAGUUCAUGUUACAAGAUGUGACCAGUCAAACACAUGCAGUCCACUCAACAACCGCAACAAAAUGACAGGAAUAACAACCCAAUCCGAUACCUGCUGCUUGAAGCCUAAUGUCUCUCUCUCAUCUUGAAUCAGGAACUCUGCUGCCUGAAAUAAUAAUAGGAAUCGUCCUCAUCAUCAUGAGUAGGGUUUUUGGUCCACGUCUUUGGUGUUUUUUGUGGAAGGUGAGCUGUUCCCAUUCCUCAGUGUUCAUGCUGCGUGUGAUGAGGACUCUGUGUAAGUGGUGACCUCCGCAGCUUUUCCUUUUUCUUUUUAUUUCAAUUCCACUGACACUACAGCUGCUGUAUCACCAAGUAAAUAAGCAGAACGCGUCUGUGAGUCUGCCCAUCCCUUCUGCAGACAGGUGCACAUGUGCUGGUCUGGGAGCAUGCUUUGGGCUCAGAAGCAUGGCUAAGAAGUUGGUUUUUUCAGCUAAUGUUAAUCAUCAAUCUAAAUGUUUCUCAUCACAUCACCAUAU
Messenger RNA from Polyodon spathula (Mississippi paddlefish), 2708 nucleotides. RefSeq names its product cyclin-dependent kinase 8 (gene cdk8). Gene Ontology annotation, molecular function: RNA polymerase II CTD heptapeptide repeat kinase activity; ATP binding; cyclin-dependent protein serine/threonine kinase activity. Bases 374 to 1768 code for a protein of 464 amino acids. The transcript has 13 exons. Gene Ontology annotation, biological process: protein phosphorylation. Gene Ontology annotation, cellular component: mediator complex; nucleus. Lineage: Eukaryota; Metazoa; Chordata; Actinopteri; Acipenseriformes; Polyodontidae. The record is from RefSeq and is a predicted model, not a curated record.